Molecule: messenger RNA, 459 nt
Organism: Microthlaspi erraticum
Lineage: Eukaryota; Viridiplantae; Streptophyta; Magnoliopsida; Brassicales; Brassicaceae
Source: the annotation of a GenBank genome assembly
AUGCUUGAAAAAGAGGAUGAUGAUUGCGAGGAAGGUGAUGAAGGCGGAAUUCCAGAGAGCGAAGGAGUUAGGGAACGAGAGACAGGUCAGGAAACGGAAGGAGGAGAUGGGAAAGAAAUGAAGGGCGUCCAAGUUUCUGUUGGGGAGAAGGAAAUAUUAGAAAGAGCAGAAAGCGAGAAGGAAGGAGUUGAAGGGGGCUGUAGCAUGGUCGAAAGAGAGGAGGAAAAAAUAAUAUCAUAUGACAAAACUGGUGAGGAAGACAGUGAAGGAGGGAUAGGGGAUGGCAAUGCAAAGGAAGUUCACGAAGAAGAAAAGCGAGAGGCCGAAGGUGAAGAAACCGCAUGGUGCGAAGCGGUACACCAGGUGUCAGCCGAGGAAGCAGUGGCCGGUAGUGAUGUAGGAGCCGUUGGUGAGUACACCGACACUGAAAAACUCCUGAGAAAGUUACGGAGAACGUAG